AUGCUCAGGUGCUACCUGCAGAGGGAUGAGAAAGGCCACUGCCAUAUCCAGCACCACAUCGUGGUAAACGUGCUGGAGCAGGCUGUGCGGGGUGACACGGAUCACAUCACCCCCAGCGUGAGGAGCAGGAGGGCUGGCUGCCACCUCUGCAUCAGCCAGGAGGAGGUUGCUGGUUGCCUUGUGCUGAUAGUAGGGACUCUGACUCAAGCAACUGCUGAGAAUGUGGAAGAACUGGGGCUCCCAGGAAGAGGAUGCUGCCUAGUACUGGGGUUCAUGUACAAGGAGAAGUACCGCAGGAUGACUGAAGGUCAAGCGUCUUCCUUCACGCAACAGCCCCAGGACCAGGUGGUGAUUGCCGGGCAGCCCGUGACACUGCUGUGCGCCAUCCCUGAGUACAAUGGCAUCGUGCUGUGGAUCAAAGACGGGCUCGCCCUUGGAGUCGGACGGGAUCUCUCAAGCUACCCACGCUAUCUGGUCAUAGGAGACCAUCUGUCUGGAGAGCAUCACUUGAAAAUCCUGAGAGCUGAUCUCCAAGAUGACGCCGUCUACGAAUGUCAGGCCAUCCAAGCAGCCAUCCGAUCCCGACCUGCCCGGCUGACUGUUCUCGUUCCUCCAGACGACCCCAUCAUUAUGGGGGGACCCAUCAUCAGCCUGAGAGCGGGAGACCCCCUCAACCUGACCUGCCACGCAGACAACGCCAAGCCGGCUGCCUCCAUCAUCUGGAUGCGGAAUGGAGAAGUUAUCAAUGGAGCCACCUACUCCAAGACCCUUCUCCGUGAUGGCAAGAGAGAGAGCAUCAUGAGCACCCUUUUCAUCGCCCCCUCCGACAUUGAGAACGGAGAGAGCAUCGUCUGCCGCGCCACCAACAAAGCCAUUCCCAGCGGGAAGGAGACCUCGGUCACCAUUGACAUCCAGCACCCCCCCUUGGUGAACCUGUCCGUGGAGCCUCAGCCGGUCCUGGAGGACAACACCGUCAAGUUCCAUUGCUCUGCCAAGGCCAACCCAGCCGUCACGCAGUACAGGUGGGCAAAGAAAGGCCAGGUGAUAAAGGAAGCAUCCGGUGACUUCUACGAAACCAUCGUGGACCACACCUUCUUCUUCGAGCCCGUCUCCUGCGAGGUGACCAACGCGCUGGGCAGCACCAACAUCAGCAGGACCGUGGACGUCUACUUUGGGCCAAGGAUGGCAACAGAACCGCAGUCCCUCCUCGUCGACCUGGGCUCAGACGCCGUCUUCAACUGCGCCUGGACGGGGAACCCCUCCCUCACCAUCGUCUGGAUGAAGCGGGGCUCAGGCGUGGUCCUGAGCAAUGAGAACAAGCUGACACUCAAGUCCGUCCGCCAGGAAGACGCCGGGAAGUACGUGUGCCGAGCCGUGGUGCCGCGGGUCGGCGCAGGGGAACGCGAGGUGACGCUCACUGUCAACGGGCCCCCCAUCAUCUCCAGCACGCAGACACAGCACGCCCUGCACGGCCAGAAAGGGCAGAUCAAGUGCUUCAUCCGCAGCACCCCUCCACCAGACCGGAUUGCUUGGUCCUGGAAGGAGAACGUCCUGGAGUCUGGGACCUCCGGGCGCUACACGGUGGAGACAGUCAGCACAGACGAGGGCGUCAUCUCCACGCUGACCAUCAGCAACAUCGUCCGGGCCGACUUCCAAACCAUUUACAACUGCACUGCCUGGAACAGCUUCGGCUCCGACACGGAGAUCAUCCGGCUCAAAGAGCAAGGUACGGAAAUGAAAUCAGGAGCUGGUAUUCAAGCAGAGUCGGUGCCGAUGGCGGUGAUCAUCGGAGUGGCCGUGGGGGCCGGCGUGGCAUUCCUGGUGCUGAUGGCCACCAUCGUCGCCUUCUGCUGCGCCCGCUCUCAGCGAAAUCUGAAAGGUGUGGUCUCUGCCAAGAACGAUAUCCGCGUGGAGAUUGUGCACAAGGAGCCAGCCUCCGGCAGGGAGACGGAGGAGCACCCCACGAUCAAGCAGCUGAUGAUGGACCGGGGGGAGUUCCAGCAGGACUCGGUGCUGAAGCAGCUCGAGGUGCUCAAGGAGGAGGAGAAGGAGUUUCAGAACCUGAAGGACCCCACCAACGGCUACUACAGCGUGAACACCUUCAAGGAGCACCACUCGACGCCCACCAUCUCGCUGUCGGGCUGCCCGGCGGACCUGCGCCCUGCCGGCAAGCAGCGGGUGCCCACGGGCAUGUCCUUCACCAACAUCUACAGCACACUGAGCGGGCAGAGCCGCCUCUACGACUACAGCCAGCGCUUCGUGCUGGGCAUGGGCAGCAGCUCCAUCGAGCUGUGCGAGCGCGAGUUCCAGCGCGGCUCCAUGAGCGACAGCAGCUCCUUCCUCGACACGCAGUGCGACAGCAGCAUCAGCAGCAGCGGCAAGCAGGACGGCUACGUGCAGUUUGACAAGGCCAGCAAAGCCUCCGCGUCCUCCUCCCACCAUUCCCAGUCCUCGUCCCAAAAUUCGGACCCCAGCCGGCCCCUGCAGAGGCGGAUGCAGACGCAUGUUUGA
Messenger RNA from Cygnus atratus (black swan), 2511 nucleotides. RefSeq names its product kirre like nephrin family adhesion molecule 3 (gene KIRREL3). Gene Ontology annotation, cellular component: cell-cell junction. Lineage: Eukaryota; Metazoa; Chordata; Aves; Anseriformes; Anatidae. The coding region runs from base 1 to 2511 and encodes 836 amino acids. The transcript has 18 exons. The record is from RefSeq and is a predicted model, not a curated record. Gene Ontology annotation, molecular function: cell adhesion molecule binding. Gene Ontology annotation, biological process: synapse assembly; cell-cell adhesion.